Molecule: messenger RNA, 981 nt
Organism: Meloidogyne enterolobii
Lineage: Eukaryota; Metazoa; Nematoda; Chromadorea; Rhabditida; Meloidogynidae
Source: the annotation of a GenBank genome assembly
GAAGAUAAUCAUCUCUUUCCUUUUUUUGUAUUUUUAAAAUUAUCUAAUCAAAAUGAAAAAUUGGCUGGGGAAAAACAAAAAAUAAUUAUUGGAUGUUGGGAGGUUUUAAUGAAACAAUCUAAACAAUUUAUUAAUUUGUUAAAAUGGGGAAGUGUUGAGGAAUUGGAAAAUAUUGCUGGAAGUAGUGAUAACAAGCAUCCUGAACCUCCUUAUAAUUUUUCUGAAGUUUUUGAUAUUGACCAAUUUGAAACUUGGUAUUCAACAACAAUAAAAUGGGCAACUGAGGGAACAGAAAAUUUUUCUGAUGCUAAUAUUUUGGAUUUUAAUACAACAAUUAAAUUUGGAAAUUAUUUUAGAAAAUUUUCGAAAGAAAGAAAUGAACAUUUGCAAAAAUUGGUUGAAGAGGAGGAUAAAUGUAUAAAUUAUUAUAGACAUUUAAAAAUUAAAUGUACAGAGAAGGAAUUGGAAAAAUUUGAAAAUACUCGAAUUUAUUUAUACAAAAUAUAUAUUAAAGCUUAUAAUCUAAUGAAAAUGUUUGAUUUUAUUUGGAGUAUUUUGUAUGCUUUAAAUCCCUAUGGAAUGAAAUAUUUAUUGAAGCAAAGAAAAGAAGCGUCCAAAACAUUAGUUCUUUUGUUUUCCCUCCAACAUGUUGCAAAUCAAGCCAAACAAGUUUUAAACAAGCCAAACAAACGUCAAAAAACAAAAACAAGUUUUGAAGCAAAUUUAAAUGUUCAAAUAAAUAAUCCUUCCCAUUUAAUUAUUUCUGAAUUAAAAAACUUUUAUAUAAACUUGUGUUCACAAUGGCUUUAUGGGAAACAAAAACGUCCUCAUCUCCGCAAAACAAAUGUAAAAUUAGAGGAUUGCAAGCUUGAGAAUGUUAAGAAAAGAACAAAUCGGAAAAUGAGUGUUUAUAAUUUGGAGGUUACUGUAGAAAGGAAUUUGUUGCUGAUUGUUGGGGAAUUGCUUGAAUUGGAAAUUUAA